This is a messenger RNA of Archocentrus centrarchus (flier cichlid), 1822 nucleotides long. RefSeq names its product copper metabolism (Murr1) domain containing 1 (gene commd1). The coding region runs from base 27 to 599 and encodes 190 amino acids. The transcript is spliced from 3 exons. Gene Ontology annotation, cellular component: endosome. Lineage: Eukaryota; Metazoa; Chordata; Actinopteri; Cichliformes; Cichlidae. The record is from RefSeq and is a predicted model, not a curated record. Gene Ontology annotation, biological process: negative regulation of sodium ion transmembrane transport; regulation of proteasomal ubiquitin-dependent protein catabolic process; copper ion homeostasis.
CCCUUCACGUGAUCAGAAGAGCCAAUAUGGCGGAAGCAGACGCGGUGAAGUCUUUGAGCGGUUUGUUAAACGGGAUCGCUCAGAAGGUGUAUUACGGCAACAGCGAGAUCACAGAGGAGCUGCUGAAAAGUGAGCUGUACCCCGAGCUGUCGCAGGACGAGUUCACAGCUUUGCACCAUAAAAUGAAAGGCCUGUUAAAGUCCAUCGCCACAGCAGACAUGGACCACGCCCAGCUCGAGGCCUUCCUUACAGCUCAGACCAAGAAGCAGGGUGGUGGCGGAGUGAGCGCUGAGCAGGCCGCUGCCCUCUCUCGCUUCUGGAAGAGCCAACGAGUUCGGGUGAAGGAGAGCUUGGUGGCUCAGAGCCGCUGGGAGCCCAGCCUCAGAGGCCUUUCCUGGAGGGUGGAUCUCCAGGCCGCAGCCAGCCGGGGGGACGCAGCUUACAGCGGCCCGGUCACUCUGGUGGAGCUGGAGCUCGGCCGAGCUGGACAAGACUCAGAGUUCGUGUGUCUUGAGUUCGAUGAAACCAGAGUCAACCAGGUGUUGAAGAAGAUGGCCGACAUCCAGGAGAGCAUCGACAGAAUUGUUCACAGCACUUGAAACUCUUCCUGAGAGCUUGUCUCAAACAGCAGAGACGGAACAGUGACGGGGAGCCUGCUCUCCUCUGAGCAGGAGUGGCUCAGAUCUGGGCUCGCUGACAUCCAUCAGACGUGGUUUUUCCACCGGAUGGAGGAUUCUGUUUUUCCAUUAUAGCGCUGAGAGAAAGGAAAUAAGCAUCUUGACCUCUGCAGUGUCUGCGAAACGUAACCAGGGAUUAUGAUUAUGAACAAAAAACACAACCCGAUGAAAUUAAAGGUGAAAAAAAGCAUCGCAAUAUAAUGCGACAUCAUUUUAGAUAUUGCAAAACAAAAUAAAAAGUCUCCCGUGUGUAAUUAUUAUUAUUUAGAAAGAGUAGGUUGUUGUUUUAUUUCCAGGGACCCUAUGAGUUGAACCCCCCCAUCAUCAUUCUCAUGGAUAAAUGUGUGUUUAAGCUAAAUGUGAGGUAAUAACUGGAUGGGACCAACUGCACAAAAUCCAACACAAGUAAACAGAAAAACAGAUUGUGGAAAUAGCCUGAUGAUAAUAUGAUUUUAUUUUGACUUUUUUUAAAAAUGCAUCUUUUUCCAUAGAGUGACUGUUAAUGAUCAAUUGCACUGGUCAACAAUGAUUUUGCUACUGGGAGAAAAAUACCUGACAUUUCAGGUAUGCUGAGUCCAAAUCUAUAAUCAGCCACCUGGGCGCCAGUAUCUGUGUCUUUUUUUUAACCAGUUGUAUGUUUAUGGUGUACUUUUCUAAUAAAAUCAUUGAUGUCGAGUUUGGCGAUUGGCAUUUAUAACGUAACUCAAGAUCCUGAUGUGCUGGAGAAAUUCUGUUUGCAUAUUUGGAAUCGGCAUACCCAAAUGAGUAAAAAUCAGUUUUUCCUCAGGUAGCAGACAAAAAGUUUUUUUUUUUGUUGUUGACCAGUGUUACCCAGUAUCACCAAGUGUAAUAUAGAGCUUAAACUAUUGCUGCCAGAGGCUGAGUCAUCAGACGAUAGCUGGCAGGUUUUUAUCCUGCAGAAAUCAGAACUGCUUAAUAAAUCUAUCAGCUGUGUUGUGAAGACAGAACUAAACAGCAAACGUCCCACUUCCUCAGAUGGAUUCAGUGUUGACAUGAAUGAAUGUGAUAAUUUAUUGUAGCUGUCAGCAAGGAGGAUGUUUUCCCACUACUUUGCUGUUCUCUCAUGGCUCUUUGACUGCAAACAAACAACUGGAGCAAAACAUGUAAUAAAACAUUAGCACAUC